UCCGCUAGCUGGUUGCCCUUUUUCCUCAUCUUGUUUUCCGGGAGAGAUCCAUCGUCCUCGGUUGCUCCGCCGCUGCAGUAAAAGGAGGCAAAAAGCAUCUUUCGUUAGCGACACGCCAAAUAUCUUCUCGUAGCUAGCCGUGAUUAGGAAAAACUGCAAUAAUGACUGAUUCAAAGUACUUCACCACAAACAAAAAAGGCGAGAUCUUUGAGCUGAAAGCGGAGCUGAACAAUGAGAAGAAAGAGAAGCGGAAGGAGGCGGUCAAGAAGGUCAUCGCUGCCAUGACCGUGGGCAAAGAUGUCAGUUCCCUUUUCCCAGACGUGGUGAACUGCAUGCAGACAGACAACCUGGAGCUGAAGAAGCUGGUCUACCUGUACCUGAUGAACUACGCCAAGAGUCAGCCCGACAUGGCCAUCAUGGCUGUCAACAGCUUUGUCAAGGACUGCGAGGACCCGAACCCGCUGAUCCGGGCGCUGGCGGUGCGCACCAUGGGCUGCAUCCGCGUGGACAAGAUCACGGAGUACCUGUGCGAGCCGCUGCGCAAGUGCCUGAAGGACGAGGACCCGUACGUGCGCAAGACCGCCGCCGUCUGCGUGGCCAAGCUGCACGACAUCAACGCCCAGAUGGUGGAGGACCAGGGCUUCCUGGACUCCCUCAGGGACCUCAUCGCCGACUCCAACCCCAUGGUGGUUGCCAACGCCGUUGCCGCUCUGUCGGAGAUCAGCGAGUCGCACCCCAACAGCAACCUGCUGGACCUGAACCCCCAGAACAUCAACAAGCUGCUCACGGCCCUCAACGAGUGCACCGAGUGGGGCCAGAUCUUCAUCCUGGACUGCCUGUCCAACUACAACCCCAAAGACGAGCGCGAGGCCCAGAGCAUCUGCGAGCGCGUGACCCCCCGGCUGUCCCACGCCAACUCGGCCGUGGUGCUGUCGGCCGUCAAGGUGCUGAUGAAGUUCCUGGAGCUGCUGCCCAAGGACUCGGACUACUACAACACCCUGCUGAAGAAGCUGUCCCCGCCCCUGGUCACCCUGCUCUCCGGGGAGCCCGAGGUGCAGUACGUGGCCCUCAGGAACAUCAACCUCAUCGUCCAGAAGAGGCCUGAGAUUCUCAAGCAGGAGAUUAAGGUGUUCUUUGUCAAGUACAACGACCCCAUCUACGUCAAGCUGGAGAAACUGGACAUCAUGAUUCGCCUGGCCUCCCAGGCCAACAUCGCCCAGGUCUUGGCGGAGCUGAAGGAGUACGCCACCGAGGUGGACGUGGACUUUGUGCGCAAGGCGGUCCGCGCCAUCGGCCGCUGCGCCAUCAAAGUGGAGCAAUCGGCAGAACGCUGUGUGAGCACCCUGCUGGACCUCAUCCAGACCAAGGUCAACUAUGUGGUGCAGGAAGCCAUAGUGGUCAUCAGGGACAUCUUCCGCAAGUACCCCAACAAGUACGAGAGCAUCAUCGCCACGCUGUGCGAGAACCUGGACUCCCUGGACGAGCCCGACGCGCGCGCCGCCAUGAUCUGGAUCGUGGGCGAGUACGCCGAGCGCAUCGACAACGCCGACGAGCUGCUGGAGAGCUUCCUGGAGGGCUUCCACGACGAGAGCACGCAGGUCCAGCUCACCCUGCUGACGGCCAUCGUGAAGCUGUUCCUGAAGAAGCCCUCAGAGACCCAGGAGCUGGUACAGCAAGUCCUCAGCCUGGCCACACAGGACUCGGACAACCCCGACCUCCGGGACCGCGGCUACAUCUACUGGCGCCUGCUGUCCACCGACCCGGUGACGGCCAAGGAGGUGGUGCUGUCGGAGAAGCCGCUCAUCUCCGAGGAGACGGACCUGAUCGAGCCCACCCUGCUGGACGAGCUCAUCUGCCACAUCGGGUCGCUGGCCUCCGUCUACCACAAGCCCCCCAACGCCUUCGUGGAGGGGAGCCACGGCAUCCACCGCAAGCACCUGCCCAUUCAGCCCGGCAGCAUCGACACAGGAGAGAGCCCCGUCAGCGCGGGCCCCACCGCCCCCCAGGACCAGCCGCAGGUCAUCCCCUCCCAGGGCGACCUCCUCGGGGACCUGCUCAACCUGGACCUGGGCCCCCCCGUCAACGUGCCCCAGGUGUCCUCCAUGCAGAUGGGGGCGGUAGACCUGCUGGGCGGAGGGCUGGACAGCCUGCUCGGGGGAGACCUGGGAGGAGGUGUUGGGGGAAGUCCUGCAGUGGGGCAGAACUUCAUCCCGUCCUCGGUGCCCAGCACCUUCGCCCCCUCGCCCACCCCGGCGGCCCUCAGCAGCGGCCUCAACGACCUGUUCGAGCUCUCCAGCGGCAUGGCCAUCGCCACCGGCGGCUACGUGUCCCCCAAAUCCGUGUGGCUGCCCGCGGUCAAGGCCAAAGGGCUGGAGAUCGCCGGAACCUUCUCCCGCCGGCAGGGCCACAUGUACAUGGACAUGAGCUUCACCAACAAGGCCCUGCAGCACAUGACCGACUUCGCCAUCCAGUUCAACAAGAACAGUUUCGGGAUGAUCCCCACUACGCCCCUGCCGAUUCACACCCCGCUCAUGCCCAGCCAGAGCAUCGACAUCUCCCUGCCCCUCAACACCAUCGGUCCCGUCAUGAAGAUGGACCCCCUCAACAACCUGCAGGUGGCUGUGAAGAACAGCAUCGACGUCUUCUACUUCAGCUGCCUCAUUCCGCUCAAUAUCUUCUUUGUGGAGGACGGAAAAAUGGAGCGCCAAGUCUUCCUGGCCACCUGGAAGGACAUUCCCAACGAGAACGAGCUUCAGUACCAGAUCAAGGAAUGCCACUUAAACGCAGACACCGUGUCCGGAAAACUCCAGAACAACAACAUCUACACCAUCGCCAAGAGAAACGUGGAGGGGCAGGACAUGCUCUACCAGUCCCUGAAGCUCACCAACGGCAUCUGGAUCCUGGCGGAGCUUCGCAUCCAACCUGGCAACCCCAACUACACGCUGUCCCUGAAGUGCCGGGCCCCGGAGGUGUCCCAGUACGUGUACCAGGUGUACGACUCCGUCCUGAAGAACUGAACCGGACCCCCAUCCCUCCACCCAAAUCUCAACUUUUACUCUUUCUGCUCUUUUUUUAUGUUCAGAUGUACUCUCCCCACACAUCAUCUCCAUUUCCAAAGGCAUUAAUGCUCCCUCUGAGAAUAGACCUGUC
Anguilla rostrata (American eel) is the source of this 3150-nucleotide messenger RNA. RefSeq names its product adaptor related protein complex 2 subunit beta 1 (gene ap2b1). The record is from RefSeq and is a predicted model, not a curated record. Gene Ontology annotation, biological process: intracellular protein transport; vesicle-mediated transport. Gene Ontology annotation, cellular component: membrane coat; clathrin adaptor complex. Gene Ontology annotation, molecular function: clathrin binding. Bases 162 to 3017 code for a protein of 951 amino acids. NCBI's taxonomy places the organism in Eukaryota, Metazoa, Chordata, Actinopteri, Anguilliformes, Anguillidae. The transcript has 22 exons.